This is a messenger RNA of Belonocnema kinseyi, 2866 nucleotides long. RefSeq lists its product as uncharacterized. The coding region runs from base 660 to 2528 and encodes 622 amino acids. The record is from RefSeq and is a predicted model, not a curated record. The transcript has 8 exons. Gene Ontology annotation, molecular function: DNA-binding transcription factor activity, RNA polymerase II-specific; RNA polymerase II cis-regulatory region sequence-specific DNA binding. Gene Ontology annotation, biological process: regulation of transcription by RNA polymerase II; chromatin remodeling. NCBI's taxonomy places the organism in Eukaryota, Metazoa, Arthropoda, Insecta, Hymenoptera, Cynipidae.
UGAACGUGUCGUCUUUCUUCCUCGAUAGUCAAAUCACACGUGGUUCUUGAUUGCUGUGAUUUUCUGGGCUCGUACUUAUCUCAUUCUUCUCAAGCAGUUAAUUAAAAAAUCAGUUUAAAAAAAUAGUUAUGCUAAGAAUUGUGAUCUCGGGUUCUUUGUUGCUGUGAAUUUUAGUGGUAUUUACAGAUUUCUUGUGAAAUGAAUCAAGCAGGAAAUAAAAUGGAAUCUCAUGCUUACAAAGUAUAGAUAAAUUUUUGGUGAGAUUGUAUGCAGUGCUUUAGGUGUGGAGCAAUUUUUAAAUUCUGAGUGUUAAUUUUACUUUACAAGGAAUAAGUUCUUUCUGAGUGGUGAAAAGUGGAAUGAUUUUAUGUAGAUGAAAACAAGAACUGUGAGAGUGAAGUGACUUGUUGGAUUUUUGGAUAUUGGAAAAAAUUUUCUUUCAGGAAUUUGAAUUUAGCUCGUUUCCCGCCAAUUCAAGACAUUUAAAUUUGAACGGCGGCGGUUGAGCUUAGGGGGUGUAAAUAUAGUAAGAAAGUGAUUGGGCGCAGUUGGUGGCUGAUUUUCGAAAAUUGAUUAGAAUCAAAAUCAAGGUGGCUUUAUCUCAUUACGAAUGGCGUCUACAUUCGAAUCCGGAGAUCACUGAGAGGAUCCUAAAGGGAAUGGAUUUUCAGAGCGUGAUGGAAACGAUGGCAGAGGCAUGGGUGGCUGCUAACACCAAAAAUGAAGUUCAGAGCCAAGCUUUGGCACUGACAUACAAGGCAUCACCACCUUCCAGACCGGAUAGCGUGCCCUCGCUGCCAAGAAGUCCGCAGUCCCAACAAUCUCAUCAGUCACAGACUCAGAGCACCCCUCAGCCCUCAACCGUUCAAUCGCAUCAGCAACAGACGCCAGUGAGUUCAACCCAACCAACGUUUUCAACUCAUACGCAACACCCUAAACAGGAGGUCACCUCCAGCCCAAAGCAAGAUGGCUUCGAUAUCAGCAAAUCCGCUUCCGGUACCGCAAAAAGUCUUCCAGUUCACUGUGUCGUCGAGGUUAUUCAUAGUGUCAUAGAGAGUCGGGCAAGUGCUCGUGAUAAUUGGAGGAGGCCUCAUGUAGAAAAAGAUACAUAUGUUUUCAUACCAGCUGUGAUGCCCUUUCAGGAUUUGGUCGGUGAAGCAUUAUUACGACUAGGCUACUCUAGUGAUCUCAUAUUAAGUGCUCGAGGGAGCAUUGUGAUAAGAAAUUGGAAGCCCUUGCCAACUGAAAAAGUAGCUGAAGGGCCACUCUUAACAGUUGGCGAUAUUUUGGCAGAAUUGAUCCACCUGACUACUCUCAAGAUUCAGGUCUACAAAUCAAGACCACCACCUCCUAGUCCAGCUGCCGAGGUCAAAGACAAACUUCUAAGGUUUCUGCUACUUCAUAGUCAUGCAUUUCUAGUCGGAUGUCCUCUCGAUGAGUUGACUCUAACUUCUCUCUGCAGAGGUGUCAAUGAUAUUUCUGAAGAUACAAGAAGAAACUUCGAAAGCUGGUUACAACAGCAGCAUUUAGCCCUUGGGAUGAAUCACUUGAUUCCACCCCAAAAUCAUCAAACCCAAAGCCCUCAACCUGAUGGGACAGGCCCAAUGGGACCCACAAGUCACAUAGGCCAUCCACAUCCUAGUCUUCUUCCCUAUUCCCAUAAAACUCGAAUGAGAACCAGUUUCGACCCAGAACUCGAACUUCCUCGAUUACAGCGUUGGUUCAGUGAAAAUCAGCAUCCAACUCGUCCCCAAAUUACCCAUUAUGUCAACGAAUUGAAUUCAUUGGAAUCGAGGCGAGGAAGAAAACCUCUGGAUGUUCACAAUGUUGUUUAUUGGUUCAAAAACGCCAGGGCUGCUCAGAAAAGGGCUGAAACUAGGGGUGUCAAUGGCUAUAGUCCACCUGGUCUCAGUCCAAGAGGGGCUAGCAUGAUCAGUGAAGAUUGCUCUGAUGAUGAAGAGGAUUCCAGGCAUCAGUCACCAUCUCCUUCACCAUACGCUUCCGGAAGUCCUCCGGGACCACUCUCCCUGACAACUCGACCGGAGGAUCAGCAUUCAUCUUUGACGCCAUCUUCUGUAAAACAGGAAGAUGCAAGAGCAUCCUCUGGUUCUGAUGAUGAUGAAGCUAGUCCAACAGGUCCACUGCCACCAGGGUUUCCCUUAUUACCAAGUCACGUGUUUAGUCCAGGUGUCAUGUACAUGUCUCCUUAUCUCCCUGCUCGUGGACCUCCGGGAUGUCCAACAAAUUUGCUCGACGAGAGGAGAAAACGGAACCGGACGUUCAUCGAUCCCGUCACGGAAGUUCCGAAACUCGAGACGUGGUUCACGCACAAUACUCAUCCCAGUCAUGCGUUAAUCCUAAAGUAUACAGAAGAGCUAAAUAGAAUGCCCUAUAGACAGAAGUUUCCUCGACUGGAGACGAAGAAUGUGCAAUUUUGGUUUAAGAAUCGUAGAGCCAAGUGCAAGCGUUUAAAAAUGGCACUUUUCGAUGGAGAAUCACCUCAACCUCAUCCAUAUCAUGCAGAGUAGAUUGCUCAUGUCCUGUGUAAAUAUCGCUCUGAUUACAAAUACAUUCGUAAUAAUUCCAUACUCAAACCAAAAAGACACAUUACACAGCACACACACUUACAUAAAAAUACACAUAGGAAAUACGUGAUUACACUCAGCAUUAGACAAGCGACAAGUUAAAGUACAUUAAGCGCUUAUUAAUUCAUAUUCUCGUUAAUUAAUAUGUAUUAAAAGUAUGUGUAAUUAUUUCUUAAGUAGUAAUAUAUUAUCAUUAUUAUUAUUAAAAUUAUUAUUAUGUUUUACGAUGAGUGUAAAUACGAGAAUGAUGUCAAAUAAACUGUACGCCACUGUAGAGUCUA